Molecule: messenger RNA, 1883 nt
Organism: Lycium barbarum (goji berry)
Lineage: Eukaryota; Viridiplantae; Streptophyta; Magnoliopsida; Solanales; Solanaceae
Exons: 2
Coding region: 136-831 (231 amino acids)
Source: RefSeq, a predicted model, not a curated record
UCAAGUUCAGGGGGCCCAAAGUAUUAUGCUUUGCCUUAUUUAUCUGGCAUGGCUGUUGAUAAGUACUUAUCUACAAAAUAUGAUUUCAUUUGGUAGGACGCAUUGGGAAGCUUAAAGACUUUGGACCUCUGGAAUAUGGAUGAUGCGAUGUUGUUAAUCCACCAAUUAGUUUCCAGUUGCUGCUUCAGACAACUUGAAUGUUUAGGAAUCUUGAAUUGCAAGAAUCUCCCUCGUUUGCUUAUUGAUCUUGUGAAUGAUGCUCGAAUUGGUGCAGAGGAGGCGGAAAAAGAAUACGGGGAAAACGUGAUUGAUAACUCCCUAUUUCCUCAUUUGAAAGAAUUGAUGCUGAGUAAACUGCCAGAUUUGAGGUGUGUUGUUCCACUGAAUACGCAAAAGGUUUAUUUUGCUAACUUGAAAUCAGUUGAUGUAAGCGCCUGCGAGAGACUACUUCACUUCUCUUCGCUAUCUGUAGCCAGGAUUUUUUCGCAGCACGUUGAAAUAUUGACAUUUAAGCAUUGCAAGGAGAUGGAACAAGUAUUUAUUUUAGAGGAUAAUGAAGUGGAUGGAGCUGAUCAAAGUCGAAUCCCUGACAUCCAGUUCCCGAGGUUGAAGAUGUUAAAACUUUACAAAUUACAAGCACUCACGAGUUUUUGCAAGGGGGUUAACAACACUGAGUUCCCAAGUUUGAUGAACUUAGAAAUUUCUGGCUUGAACAACAUAAAAGGUCUUGUGAUUCCCACAUAUGGAGAGCAAUCCAGUGGUGGUAUGGAUUUCCUUUUUGGAACUAAGGUCUCAUUUGGAGGUUUGAAGACUCAAGGAAUUAGACAGUGAGUUAUGGUUCCACCAACUUUUCUCAAGCACACGGUCCUUCAGAGAACUGGCACAUUUAACAAUUAAGCGAUGCGACAAAAUGAGGAAAUUGUUUUCUUCUUCUUCAAUCAGGGCCUUGGUGAAUCUGGAGAGUCUAGAGAUAACGUGGUGCUCACAGAUUGAAGCUGUAGUUGUAGAUGAUGAAGAAGGAAAGGGAAUGAGCAUGAAUGAAGCCUCUAUAUCUUAAAUUGAAUUAUUUAUUGUUGACUGACUUACCAAAGUUGGGAAGCUUUAGCCAAAGCAAACGUGCUCUACACUUGCCCUCGCUGGAGGUGUUGUAUAUCGCCGAUUGCGGUGAAAUGCAGACCUAAAUAGACCAAGAUUUUCACUCUACUUUUCCAGAUUAGGUAAGCCCCAACUAGAAACUCAUACUAGUAAUAAUAAUGAGAUGAAACCUUACAGACUACAGUGAAUGCUAUCCCUCAAGUAUUGCAAACUCUUCGACAGAGCCUUGGCUAAUACCACACCUUGAAUGGUUUUCAAUACCUGAGUUUGAGUAUCACACCUGUAGUCCAUUGGGUCUGCUUCUCUUUGCAUUUCUGAUCCUUAGAUUAAGAAUUUGCAUUUUUUCCAUGUUGAGUAUCUUCCUUCCUGCACUAGGUAACUCAGAGAAUGUGUUAAACUUUGAUGUACCUGCAAAAUCAAAAGCAAUGUUAGUUAAAAAAUCUGCCAAGCUGUUUCCCUCCUUGAAAACAUGAUGCAUUAUCACAUUGAAAGUCCCCAUCAUUUUCUGAAUCCUCUCCACCUCUGUAAUAAUGCACCAUGGUAUCCGCCACACUCCUUCCACCACAUUCUUAAGAAGUAAUGAAUCAGUCUCCACAACUAGUGGUUGAAUCUCCUUUUCUACACAAUAUUUUAGACCCUCCAAUAUAGCUUUUGCUUUAGCUUCAACAUUAGUACUGUUCCCCAUCUCAGCACAUUGAGCAUAUAUCAAAUCCCCUUUCCAAUUCCUCACACAAAAACCAUAGGAACUAGGACCUGAAUUCCCCCUAGAUGCCCCAUCUGUAUUGCAU